GCCGUUCUUUCGUUGGUCGUGAUGAGUACAGAGGAGCGUCCGUUGGCGGUGGCACCACGCACCAACAGCAUCGAUGAGUUCAUCAAGCAGGUCAAGGCCCGGGGCGCCAAGUACAAACCCGAGGGGCUGGAGUUGGUCGAGGCCCUCAUCGCCAGCCAGGACGACCAGGCGGCAUUUGACAACUGCCUCAUGCAGCUGGAGUGGCAUGUCACCGGCAUCGGGGCGGCGCAGGAUCAGCAGCGGGCCUAUGAUUUGACGGCGGUGAUGGUGAAUCGCAAGGCGUUGAGGGUGCUGAUUGAGGCCAUGAGGGCGCCCAAGACGCCCGAGAGCCAAGUACAUGCUUCAAAGUGAGAAGGAGAGAGCGAAGAGGGUGCCUGGAGACGGCCGUUUGUUCAUUGCUCUGUCUGUGUGGUUGUGUGUUGGAAUGUGUGUAUCGUGUGGUGCAGCAUCGUAGAGGCGUUGUGUCGGUUGAGCCACCCCUCCUUCAUCCUCACCUACUCGGGCACCCUCGACCCCCCUGACGUAGCCGUAAGCCGAGCCAAACAAAAGCAGAGAGAAGAAAGAACUCUCUCAUCUCUCCUCUCUCUCACCUCAUUGUAGGGUUACUUCGCCUGCAUCAAUCGCAUCCCGCUGCACCCCACCGACAAGGUCUACAAGCCCCACACCCUCGCCGAGCACGUCACACGAGCUCGGUUCCGGCUGCUGUGGGCGGCUGGCAAGGUGAGCGCCGAGGGGGCCUCCAUAUGGCGGGGCACCGACAUCGACUUCCGCGACUACAUCUUGACCCACUACCCCGAAGUGGUCCCCGAGUGUAUGGGCAUCGUGGGGUCGCCGGGCCACAUGGCCGGGGAAGCGGCCUUGGACUUCUUGGGGGUCCUGAUGAUCAAGGAUGCCUGGCCGUCGGUCAUGCCGGUUUCCGGUGAGUAUAAGGAAGGGGUGGAGAGAUGCAUGUGGAGAGACCUCUCUCUCUUUGUGUGUGUGUGUGUCUGUUGUGUGUGUAUGUGUGUUUAUGGGAUGCAGUUGUGAUGGGCAUGACCACUGGAUUGGUGGACGGGGCCAUCGGAAGGGCAUGCUUCAUCGAGCAGCAGCUCCAGCAACUCAGAAGCAGCUGCAGCACCAGCAGCAGCGUUGGGAGUGGUGGGGGUGAGGAUGCCGCCGCCGGGCAGCCCACCAAGGCGAGUACCUCCAGCACCGCCAUCACCACCGCCACCACCAGCAGCACCACCAGCAGUGAGGUGGUCUUGGAUGAGUCCAAGUACGUCGGCCUGGUGCACACGCUCGACCUGGCCAGCUGGAUGGAGAGCAACCUGCGCAGGGCACUGGAGAAAAGUAGGCCAGCCGCAGGCAGCACAGGGGGGAGUGGUGGGUGGCUCGUCCAUCAAAAGAGGCACCAGCAAUGUGUCACAUGGAUACUAUGAGUCCUUUCCAUCUCCCCUCCCCCCAAUUGAGCAUGGCUGUCAGUGCGCAAGGACGACUUUGAGGAAGUCUACCACGCGGCCGUCAAGGUGACACACACACACACACACACACACAGAGAGAGAGAGAGAGAGAAUGGCUCCCUGGGGUGCACGUGGGUGUGGGUGUGGGUGUGGGUGUGUGGGCAGGAACACUGUCGGCAGAAGAUGGUGUCCAACCUGGCAGCGCUGGCCAAGGGUCAGUGCUGCGAGGACAAGCCCGUGCUCAAGUGGACAGCCACCAUGGUCCUGAGCUACAUCCUCAACCUGGCCACUGAGCGUACACACGCACACACACAGAUGCACACGCGCACAGCCCCGGUGUGUUUGGUUUGCCUUGAUGCAGCGUGGCUCACUGACGGCAACGGGCAUCUGGUGGACGCCGCCGGCGUUCGUAACGGCCACUGCAGGAUGGUGUUCGACGAUGAGGAGGUCCUCAGACACAUCGCACAGACAUUCAGGUGCGUGUGUGCGUGGGGGCGUGCAUCAAAACCAAUCCACUGUCCACCGUGUGUGUGUGGAUGCAGGAAGGAGCCCCGCGGGCACCCCCGUCUGCUGAAGCACCACAUGAUCUGUAUCACCUUCCUGCCGUGGCUGCUCAUGGGUUCGUUGUGUGGACGCCCACACGCACACACCGACGGCACAGCACACACACGUGUGUGCGUGUGUGUGUGCGUCAGAGGUGAUGGACCACGCGAGCGUGGUGCGUGUGGGGUUCCUCACGACGCUCAUCAGGCUGGCCAAAGAGGAGAGAAUCAUCAAGGGCGAACUCGGUACCGAUGGAUGGAUGGAUGGAUGGAUGUGGGCGUGCGUGACACGGCACAGACAGCCUGAGAUGAUGACAUUGUGUGUGUGUGUGUGUGUGCGUUGUGCAGGUCGCUUGUGCACCGCCCGUGUGCUGUAUCUGUUGGGAGUUCUCGCCAAAGGCCACGAGAAGGUCAUCCUAUACCCAACACACGCACAGACAGCGAUCCUUCCUACUAGUCCGUGUGUGAGUGUGGGUGCAGGAGUGUGUUCGCGAGGGUUUGCUGGAGGGUUUGUGUAGUCUGCUGUACUGGCAGGCCAGGGGCGAGCUGGCCGUCAACGUCGAAGCCGCCGCAUGCCUCAUGCUCGAGGACAUCGUCAGGUCAGCCACGACAGCUGACACCCCAACACACGGCAACACACAUAUUACACCUCUGUGUGUGUGUGUGUGUGUAUGUGUGUGUAUGUGUGUGUUCAGGUACGGCGAUAGUUUGGUGGACCAGGGCACCCACCGCCGCAACAGCUACGUCCACAUCAUCCUGCAGGUCAGCACCACAGACAAUGGCAGCAAAUAUUAUCCCCCUUGAGUUGUGUGUCGCAUAAAUGUGUCUUCUCUGCUGCAGCUAGAUUGCGUCAAGAAGAUGCGGGCAUCCGCCCACAAGACCCGCAAGGGCAGCCAACUCAACGUGCAGCAGAAUGUGCGCCGAUCCACCCACCCAACACACCCUCACACCCACAUGAGGCACUCCACCCCGUAUGUGUGUGUGUUCAGCUUUUGGACUUCUUCUCGCGCAUCGAGGGCGAGGAGUUCCAGCGCACCGACAGGAUGAUGGAGAGCUUCGACGACGACCACCAACACACAAACCACCACCAACCCCACUCCACGGCCACAUUACUGUCGUCAUACGGCAGGAGGGGAGGGGGCGACAAGAAGCACACAGCCAACCGAAGAGCAAAGGGCGGACGCACCAGCACCAACACCAACACCAAGACACACACGCAGCAGCAGCAGCAGCAGCAGCGCACCAAUGCCGCUGGGGGGUGAGCAGGAACAGAAGUUUACCCACAAAGGCCUGUCCACACACAAGGGCUUGUUCCUUGCCGUGAUGUCUGAUCGAUUUAUGUGUUAGGGGUGGUGAAGGGCAGCCAAGUGAGGGCGGCUCACCUUCGCCCGACGGCAAUGAUGGCAGUCCGGCUGCCGCGAGCUCCUCUGCUGCAAGCCCCGACGACGGGUGACCGACACGAGCACACAGAGAGAGGAGAGGCCGGCCGGGCUGACAUUUCUUCCUGUGAGUGUUGUGUGCAGGUGUGUCCCAUCUGACCCUUCGCUUAGCCCCGGCAACGGCAAUGCUGCCGAUGACCACCACCAGGAUACUGAUGGGUGCGGACAAACAAACAAAACACGCACGACACACGGACAGAAGCCAUCAUCAUCCAGGCAGCCACACACCCGCACACCCACACACCAUCUCCCGCUAUUUGUCUGUCAUCUGUCAGUGCCCCCGAGUUAUCGGAUCGGUUCCAGGCCAUAGUUGCCGAGGAGGAGGACCUGAACGGCCACCCCCCGCCGGAACGCGUAAUGCGUAGCUUGCGCGUCGAGACCCACACGUGCGUGAGAAGACACCCGCACCGCAACACAGACACAGCUGCACACAGCACGACCGUAUGUGGGCUGGGUUUGCAGGACGGUAGAGAAUGUGGAGGAGGACAACGCUCUUAACUCGGGCAGCAAGAAUGAGACCAGGUCGGUGGGGAGGCAGGCAGGCAGCGAGGCAGCCAGAUGGUUCACACAUCUGUGUGUUGGUAUGUGGGUGUGUCAUUUGGGUGUGUCGUGUCGAUGUGUGUGUCGUGUCGGUCAGGUGUGAUGCGGAGAGGGAGAUCGAGUCGCUGAAGCAGCAGCUGGCCGAGAAGGACGCUAUCAUAGACAACAUGCAGCAGACCCAGCACUGGUACACACACACACACACGCACACACACACACUCACACGCACACUCACACAAACUCUCUCUCUCGGCGUGUGUGUGUGUAGGUCUGCUGCCAAGGUGCGCGAGUUGGACAUGGUCAGGUUCGAGAGCCAGCUCAAGGACGCACUCAUCCUCGACAAGGACAGACAGAUAGAACGGUUCGUGUUUGUGGGUGGGUGGGUGGGUGGGCGAGUCGAAGGCACCAUACGGUCACACGCCGCCCGUAUGUGUUGCUGCCAACAUGAUCAGGUUGGAGAAGUCCUUCGCCCAUCUCAACAGCGACCCAGCCGAGUGAGCAUCCCAUAUUCCUCAACCACACGCACACGCGCACCUCUGUCACCUUAAGCUAUCCCUGUCUGUCUGUGUGUGUGUGUGUAUGUGUGUGUAUGUGGCGAUAGGUUGUCGGCUGAGCUGUCGUCGCUGACUACCGAGUCGCAGCUGCAGGACUUCUCCGCCCGUCUGAUGGACCGGCAGGUGGCCCUCUCAGAGACCAUGAGCGUCAUCUCCCGGCAGCUGCCCGUGCUGCAGAGCCUCUCCAUGCAGACGCAGCAGAGUAUACACGCAGUGAGGGCGGAGGAGGGCCGGGCUGCCGGGCAGGGGCAGCCGACAGAUUAGGGAAGGGAGGAGAGAGAGGGGAGAGGAAGUCCUUUCUUCGUUUCAUUCUGGUUGUGGAUAUGUGGAUACGUUCACUCGUGUGCUUUUCCCACCCUCCAGUAGCCAUCCAUACGUCGCGCCUGACUGGUGCAUGCUCGUGUGACGUUGUUUAUCGGUCGGUCAUCGGACAGCUGGCCAUACGAAGCCGUUGGUCAUCAUCACCGACCGCAUGGGAGUUCAAACUCUUCACGCG
Vitrella brassicaformis is the source of this 5010-nucleotide messenger RNA. NCBI's taxonomy places the organism in Eukaryota, Vitrellaceae. The record is from the annotation of a GenBank genome assembly.